Molecule: messenger RNA, 258 nt
Organism: Gongylonema pulchrum
Lineage: Eukaryota; Metazoa; Nematoda; Chromadorea; Rhabditida; Gongylonematidae
Source: the annotation of a GenBank genome assembly
AUGAGUAUAAGCAAAUACUCGCAUACGAUUAUGUUGCAUACGCGCAGUCCAUGGUCCCGAAGAACGUCACCAUCAUUCGAGCGUCUUGGCUUCGACCGGCUGCGCAAACGACGUCAAAGUGCGCCAGCUUUAUCACUCGCUGUACCGCCGCUUUCUUCGUUUCCCGGUUCCAGCACUCAAACCAGUCCUGACACUGAUGAUCAUCAGAGCAUAGCAAAUCUAAGGCAGAAUAAAAUCUCCUCUGCUUUUGCUUUCUAA